This is a messenger RNA of Recurvomyces mirabilis, 1275 nucleotides long. RefSeq lists its product as uncharacterized. NCBI's taxonomy places the organism in Eukaryota, Fungi, Ascomycota, Dothideomycetes, Mycosphaerellales, Teratosphaeriaceae. The transcript has a single exon. Bases 1 to 1275 code for a protein of 424 amino acids. The record is from RefSeq and is a predicted model, not a curated record.
AUGCACUGGGAGUUCGUGUCAUCUCCCGGUUCCGGGUCGUUGUCGGAUAUGGCAGAGCCUUCACUGGAAUCCACGAAAGCAUACAACAAGGCCAUCUCUUCGUUGAGGCAGUACAUAGCCGAUUCGGACGCACCCGCAGAAGCCGAUGUGUUAUUGGUCUGCCUAAUCUUGAUCUGCUGCGAGCUACUCCGUGGGACCCCCGAUCAAGCGACGAAGCAUUUGGACAUGGGUGCAGCGAUUGUCAAGUCAUGGUCAGCCGGCCUCUAUCGAAGCAGCUCUCAAUCCUGUGACAUCAAGUCACCAGAGCAGGACGACUUCGAUAUGCUAAGCAGAGCCUUCAUUGCCAUGGAAGUACACGCUGUUGCGUUCAACGACGAACGUUUGCCUAUCUUGACUGGCCUUGGCUUGCCAGGCGACACCAACGCCAUAGAGUCAGCUCAUCUCCCUACACAAUUCUCAACUAUCCAAGACGCGCAAUACAGCCUCAACCAGCUCCUCGGCACCGCAUUCGCCGCCAUGGUUGAGACGGCUCCAUACAAGAUCAGCUAUACGACGAAUGUGCCACAAGCGCAUAUCAGACGACGAGAGCUCCUGCGUGUCAUGUGCGACAGAUGGCUGUCUGCGAUGCUGGAACUGGAAUCGGAGCUAGGUGUGUGGUCAGCCAAUCCCAACGUAGAGGAUCGGAGGCGACAGAAGACCGUGGCAGUACUAAGAGCUCAGCACCUGUCCAUCCAAUGCUUGCUGGACGAAAAUAUACAGAUCAACCCUUGCGACGAGGAGCACUGUGCCUCGUCUUUUGAUGACAACGCGGGACACUUUAUUCGCUGGGCCAGCAUUGCAACAGAUAGUGACAUUACUCCAAAUGACCCAGCCGCCGGCCAUGCUUGGGACAGCGGCGACGGAAAGCGAGCGUUCUCUAUCGACCUUGGUCUAGGCCCACCCUUGAUACUAUUCGCAUUCAAGACCACGAAUACAGGCUAUCAGCAGCAGGCAAUCUCAUUGCUACGCAGCGACAAGCGCUUGCAGGGCUGGUAUGAUCUCAAGCACAUGACUGCGAUAAUGCAUGAGUUGUCUACCCAUCCAGAUGCUCCAGAGCCCUGGUCUGAAAACCAUUACCCUGGUCGGUUGGAGUCGACCGCAGCAGCUGCGGCGAAGGCAGUGUAUGGUCACGAUUCGUUCACCAUGGGCAGUCUGCAGACUAUGAGGUUGCUGCGUCCGGUUUGGCGAUCGCUUGACUGCGCGUAUAUAGAUUGCGAGGAAAUCGGGGUGUUGUAA